AACUAUAUUCCAAUACUUAACUUUGAAACUCUUUUUCAUCUUUCAUUUUCUGUUUCAUUGAAUCCCAAGAAGAAGAAGAGCAAAAAAAUGUUGACACUAAGCAUUCUUUUCUUAGCACUUCUCUUCAUUCUUGGUUUAAUUACCACCCUUUUCAAUUUCCCUACAAAAAAAUUCCAAUCUUGGAUCUAUUCUCUUUCAAUUAAAGCUCAAACUCCAACUCCAUCUCCUCUUGUCAAGAACUCAACUUUAAGUUCACCACCUAUGGCUGAACAAAAAAUCAUGAGAAGGAGUACUUCAAACAGCCAUAACAAGGUUGAGUUAAGGAGUAUAUUUGCAACUUUUGACAAGAACAAUGAUGGCUAUAUAACAAAGCAAGAGCUAAAGCAAUCACUCAAGAAUAUUGGUAUUUAUAUGGAGGAUAUAGAUAUAGUUGAAAUGGUUGAAAAAGUUGAUUCAAAUAAAGAUGGUUUAAUUGAUCUUGAUGAGUUUUAUGAGCUUUGUCAUUCAUUCUUGGGAAUAGAAGGAAUAAUUGGGAGUCAAGAAAAUAGUGGAGAAAUGAAUCAAGAAGAGGAGGCAAAUAGAGAGAGGGAUCUUAAAGAUGCAUUUGAUGUAUUUGAUUAUGAUAAAGAUGGAUUAAUAUCAGAGGAAGAGUUGAGUAAAGUACUUUCAUCUUUGGGAUUGAAUCAAGGGAAGAAAUUGGAAGAUUGUAAGGAAAUGAUAAGGAAAAUUGAUGUAGAUGGUGAUGGUAUGGUAAAUUUUGAUGAAUUCAAGAAGAUGAUGAAAGUUGGUGGAAGGCUUAUUCCAAUUUCUUGAAAAGCCAUGCAAAUUACUACAAAUCUUUAUUGUUCCAUUUUUAUUAGCAUACUAUUACAGUCACGAGCAGAAUCUUAGCUUGAGCCUGUUUCAAGAAAACCAAUUGAAAGAAAGCCUUAUGUUACAAGAUGAAUCUUUACUAGUACUAGUUUUUAUGAUUUAGAUUUGUACAGAUAGGAACAAGAAUUUGCAUGAAUGAUUGUAUAGUUUAGUUUAGUUUACUUUCUUAGUUUCUAUGAGAAAUUGGAUCUGAGGUCUAGUUAAGUCAACUAAGAUUUUUUUUUUUUUUUCUCUUUUUAAUUAGUUGGAUUAGAGAAAAUUAAAGCACAUGAAGAGGUAGGGGAAGGAGCAAGAAUGACAACCUUUGGCUCUGUAUUCAAAGUAUUUGAUCUUAAUUUGUUGUUUCAGAGCAGACAAGCUCUUGGUUGUACUGACACUAUAUGUUUGUUUAUUACAUUGACUUGUUUUCUUA
Messenger RNA from Nicotiana tabacum (common tobacco), 1285 nucleotides. Its product is annotated as calmodulin-like protein 3. The record is from RefSeq and is a predicted model, not a curated record. Gene Ontology annotation, molecular function: calcium ion binding. NCBI's taxonomy places the organism in Eukaryota, Viridiplantae, Streptophyta, Magnoliopsida, Solanales, Solanaceae.